Cercopithifilaria johnstoni is the source of this 2148-nucleotide messenger RNA. The record is from the annotation of a GenBank genome assembly. Lineage: Eukaryota; Metazoa; Nematoda; Chromadorea; Rhabditida; Onchocercidae.
AUGAGUACGGAGCCGACAUCAGCAUUCCGAUCUCCAGUCAUCACCUCGUCCACAUCCUCCAGAGUAACCCAUCCCAUCAUUGUACAUCCUCAACCUAUCAAACCAUAUUCGCAUACAACAACUACCGAUCCGUUUACUUUGUAUAGUUACUACUUAACACAAAUGGGUCAUGAUUUUGAUCUACAUCAAUUAGCGCAGAUCACUCGACCACCCAUUCUUUCCAGCUCACAUUUGCUGUCAAAUACAGCUUUAAUCAAUAAUUCGGUUACUUCUACUGCUACAACAAAUCGGAGCAGUUGGGAUUCAGAAAUGAGUAAAAAGAUUCGGAAAGAGCAGUGCAGCCCCGAUUCACCCCAAAGUGUGGAAACGUCAUGCUCAAGAACAUCGCAACCUAGCACGUCGCAAAAGGACCGUAUAACAACAACAACAACAACUGGAUCUAAUCGAAGUUCCGAUAAAUUCUCCUGGUUAAGCCACUAUAGCGUGGAACCAAAUAUCGCCGUUGUGAGCUCCAAUAUGAGCAGCCCAUCGUUAACAUCAGCCCAGUCAAAUGGCUCCGAAACGACGUACACGUGGAAUGGUCGGGCAGAUGGACAUCGUUCAGGAGAGUUCACUGCGACGCUUAUGACCGAUUACUUAGACGAUGAUCCAUUGCUGUGCGCUAUUUGUGCUGACAAAUCAUCAGGACUACAUUACGGAAUUUAUACAUGUGAAGGGUGUAAGGGUUUCUUCAAGAGAACGGUACAGAACAAACGUGUUUAUACAUGUGUUAGUGGUACCGGUAGCUGUCCAAUGACCAAGGAACAAAGGAAUCGAUGUCAAUUUUGUCGAUUUCAAAAAUGUUUACAACAGGGUAUGGUCCUUGAAGCGGUACGGGAAGAUCGAAUGCCAGGUGGUCGAAACGGAAGCGCUAUUUACAAUCUUUAUAAAUUAAAAUACAAGAAGACAAGGCGUUUACAAGCGCUAUGUGAAAGUAUCUUACGAGAAAGCGCUCCACGUUGCGGUACACCAUUAGGUGCUUCCGAUAUUACUUCAAAAGGCAUACAUCCAGAACAACGAACAAUGGGAAGUACACCGUUGAAUACAUCAGCGCCUGAUGUACAACCCAGCAGCGAACCUCUCAAUUUAUCGGCCAAAGAAGGUGUUAACAGAAGUGAAGAAAUACCGCCAACAAGUGGUUGUAGCAGUAGGAUAGUCUUCAGCAGAUCUCCCCUUCCUACUCAUAACAAGAAUCUCAUACAGGAAUUGAUUGAAAUAGAUCAUAUCGAAAAAUUAAUCAAUCUAAAAGGUUUGCGAAUAGCACACCAAUUUGGAUCACAUAGUAACGAUCCGACAAUUCCCGCCUGUCAGAGGUUAUCAAGGAUCGGUGAUGAAAUCGUUGAACAAUUGGUGGAAUGGACGAAGAUGCUACCGUUCUAUCACGAAUUACCUGUAGAAGUACACACUCAUUUGCUGACCCAACGAUGGGCUGAACUGGUAUUGUUGUCAGCUUGCUUUUAUGCUGCUUCAACACGAUCUUCCAGUCAAGAUAGUUUACCAGUCAGUUCAACAACUACUGAUGAUAACGAAGAAGUAUCUUUCAUUGAUUCAUCUGUCAAUUUACAAUUGCUACAGAAACGAUUAUGUGCUGUCAUGGGAAAGCAUAUACCACUCGAGCAUGUCAACAAAGAGGCUUCACCUUUAGUCGAGAAGUUCACAACGUUAUUGCAUUCAUUCAGUCGCUUAAAAAUUACCUUAGAAGCGUAUGUUUGUCUGAAAGCUAUCACUCUACUACAUUAUACACCUUACACUUGUGAUGAAACAGCUAUUGAUGUGAAAGAAUCGAUGGUGCGGAGUGUUUAUGUCCGGAAAGUAUCAAUAAUACAGGAUCAGUUUGUGAAAGCAUUACAAAUACAUCUCAGCCAGCAUGAAAAUGGCGCACGGCUAACAGACAUUUUAACAUGGUUACCUAUGCUACAUUCUGCAUCAUCGGUACUGCUGCACAGCAAAAUGUUCUACGUCCCUUUCUUGAUUUGCAAAAAUCCACAGCGAAUCAAUGGUGGUAAUCGUGGUGCAGAAAUCCGAACAGUAUUAUCACCGUUAUCAUAUCCUCCUUCCGCCACUGUUACUGAUUAUGAAGAGGAAUUGAAUGCGACAAGUAGCUGUUAA